Molecule: messenger RNA, 3388 nt
Organism: Lepisosteus oculatus (spotted gar)
Lineage: Eukaryota; Metazoa; Chordata; Actinopteri; Semionotiformes; Lepisosteidae
Source: RefSeq, a predicted model, not a curated record
UCUCUCUCUCCCUCUCUCUCCGCUCCAGCACUUUUAUCCAGCAUUUAAACAGGCACCUCGAGCCGUUCAGAGCAAGUGCAGCUCCCAGAGUCCUGCAGACCAGCAGCAGCAGCAGCUGAGCAGUGGCCAGCGUGGAAAGACCUUGUGGCCACAGCCGGCGCAGAGGUCAGCCCGAGCCGGAGGACGAGGAAGGCAGGCUGCCCCACACGCAGCUCCAGGCGGCCUUCCCUGGGAGCAGGCUUGCGGAGGUGCUGCUGAGAGCCGGGGCCUCGAGGGCCACACAGCGGGAGUCGCCAAGGCAGUGGAGAUGUGGGGCACCCCGCAGUGGACCCCCAGCCCUCUCCUGCCCCAGCCCUCUUCCUCUUCCUCACCCUGCUGGGGGGCGACGGAGCGCUGAGAUUGGGAGGUGCGGCCGUGUGCGAGAGGUUGGGGGGGGGGGAGGGGCACCGGAACAGCGGGGACCAGCCUUCGGGCCACCAGACGGGGGCGGGGGGCACACCCAGACGUGUGUGAUCGGAGACCGCCCGCCGGAGGCGCGCAGAGAGGACAGAUAAGAUAGCGGCGCCCCGCGGGGAGACUUGUUUUGCCUCCGCGUGCCUGUGUUCCUAACUCUUCCCCACACGCUCGCUCGCUCGCCCGCCCGCUGGGAGAAGCGGCCGGCUCUGACCCCCCGUCUGCAGGGCUGCCGCUGGGGUUAACUGCCGAGGGCAGGGCUGGGAUCCCGGAGGGACUGUGGAUUAGAGCAGGAAUUCCUCUCCUCUUCUGCGGCAGCUGUGGCUCCCGCGUCUGGGACACGAGCACCGUUCGGGAGCGGACCUGGGGGCCGGAGGCGUGGUGGACAGGGAUCUGCGGCGGACAGAGACAGGCGGGCAGAGGCUCGGAGAGGGAGGCCUGUGACCGUCCUGCCCGGAGCUCUGCUGAGACAGGGUGAGACAGGAGCGCCAUGCCGGGCCGCACGGCCAUGCUGGGGCUUCUGGAGGUGCUGCUCUUGUCCUGCCUGGGGACCCCCGGGGGCCUGGCCUGGAGGCCCUCCCAGCCGCGCCUGCAGUUCAGCUUCUCAGAGCUGGUGAGGAAUGGCAGGGUGCUGUCCCUGCCCCUGCGCGUGGGCGACCUGCACUCCAUCCUGCUGGACGAGGACGGGCGCCGCCUCUACGCCGCCAUCAAGGACCACCUGGUCACCACCAGCCUGGACAACAUCACCCACGGGGUCCGCAAGCUGUACUGGCCGGCCAGCCCUGACCGGAUCGAGGAGUGCGAGAUGGCCGGGAAGGACCGUGAGCUGGACUGCGCCAACUUCCUGAGAGUGCUGCACCCCUAUAACCACACCCACCUGUACGCCUGCGGGACCGGCGCCUUCCACCCGCGCUGUGCCUUCAUCCCCACCGCGCUCUUCCUCAGGGGCGAUCGGCUGCUCCUGCUGCCCGGGCAGACGGAGUGCGGGAAGGGCAAGUGUCCGUACGACCCCCACCAGAGGACGGCCACGGCCAUCAUUGAUGGGGAGCUGUACGCCGGGAUCUCCUCCGACUUCAUGAGCCGGGACACGGCCUUCUUCCGGAGCCUGAGCAGCCGGCACGUGAUCCGCACGGAGCAGUACGACUUCAAGUGGCUGCAGGACGCCAGGUUUGUGAAGGUGGCGUCCGUGUCCGAGAGUGGCAACCCGGAGGACGACAAGGUGUACGUGUUCUUCACGGAGCGCGCCCAGGAGGCGGAGGGCUCGGCGGGCUCGGCGGGGAAGGUUCUGUACUCGCGGGUGGCCCGGGUCUGCAAGACUGGUCUUUCUGUGGAGCAGCUCGGAGAGGCUGAACGGGAAUCCUGUGACACCCCCCCGGCCACAGCCCCACGAUCCGAUUCCGCCCGCCGGCACGCUGUGGAUGCUGACACCCCUUCUUCCCCUGUUCCCCCCACAGAGGACGUCUUCAUUCUUCAGGGCAAGGACAAGGCCAACCCCCUCAUCUACGGUCUCUUCACUACGUCCAGCGACGUCCUGAACGGCUCGGCGGUGUGCGUGUACAGGAUGCAGGACAUCGCCGCGGCCUUCAAGGGCCACUUCUCCCACAAGGAGGGGCCGCAGUACAAGUGGGUGGAGUACACGGGCAGGGUCCCCUUCCCCCGGCCUGGCACGUGCCCCAGCCAGACCUACGGAGGCUACAGGUCGACGCGGGAUUACCCUGAUGACGUCAUCUUCUUCAGCCGCACGCACCCGCUGAUGUACGAGGCGGUGUACCCCGUGCACCGGCGCCCCCUGCUGGUGCGGGUGGGGGUGCCGUACAAGCUGACGCGGCUGGCGGUGGAUCACGUGGAGGCUGUGGACGGGCAGUACGACGUCCUGUUCAUCGGCACGGCCCCGCCUCUCCGUGUGUCUCUGCCUGGCGCCCAGGUGACCUCCGGGGAGCAGCUGGUGCUGAUCGACAGGGGGGUUCUGAUCCGCCGAGCAGAGCCGGCCCACUCCGGCAUCUACCACUGCCAGCUGGAGGAGCACGGCUUCAGCUGGACCGCGGUGAGGGUGCGCCUCUCCGUGCUGAGCCCCGCCCGGGCCGAGCCCCCGGCGCCGCCCGCCCCGCUGACCUACCCCCAGCAGCUCUGGUACCAGGACGUCAUGAACCUCAUCAGCUCCCCCUCCCCCUCCAAGAUGGACCUGUACUGCGAGCAGGUCUGGGGCCGCGCGGGCAAGAAGAAGAACCGCAAGAAGUGGCGCCUUGGAGCGGGGGGCCAGGGGGGCCACGGGCCACGCCUGCCCCCAUCCGGCGGGGCCUCCGCUCAGAGCUCCGACUACGAGCCCGUCGGGGUCACAGUCGCUCCUCUCACUUCCCGAGACCCGUCCGGCCCAGGGAGAAAGCCAGUGACCGGCAGAGGCAGAUUCUGGGUGCAGUUCGGAGAGCCGGCCUGCGUCCUGCUCUGCUCGCCCGGCCGCCGGCCCUGUCGGCGCAGUGGGGCCGAGAGCAGUCAGCUGAGACCGGCGCACCCUGGCAGUGCCUAUCAGCUUCUAUCCCGUGUGCCAGUGGCUCUCAGGGCCAGCUGGGUGCUGGGUGCCAGUUCACUCCAGGCUGCUCAGCGCCCUCUGCUCAACCUCUCUGCAGAAGAGCUUCUGGCGGGGGCUCAGUGCGCAGCACCGCCCCACCGCGGGCGAGAAUGCUGCCGGCCUGCUCGACUCCUCACGUCCCAUGAGGGCUCAUUGAUUCCGAACCCCACGGCAGUCGUCUGCUCCAGGCCCUGCUGUCUGGCCGGUCCUGAGCCCCAGGACCUGCAGCAGCGGACACCGAGGGCAGACGCUGAGAAACAGGGAGGCUUCGGGGUCUCGCUCAGGGCUCCCAGAGGACGAGCGAAAGGGGCAGACAGGGAGCUGGUGAACGGCCCCUUCUUGGCUGGAACACUGCUCGUGCGGGUGUGA